CGCGGAGGAUGCGCUGAGCGAGCGCGGGAGGCGGCGCGGCCGCGGCUCAGACAUAUUACAGCAGACUUCCAGAUGAGAGGACGAAGACUAUGAGUGAAGAGUGCCCUGGAGAUCUCCUGCAGUUCUUUUCCUGGCUCAGAACUGGAUUGAUCUGAGAACAGUAAUUAUGAGGCUGACAUGUAUGUUCUCCUUCAUCUUGCUGUUUGGAGCAGUUGGGCUCGUUGUUUUCAUUCACCUGCAGGAUCCAGAAGAAAUAGUUCAUCAGCAGACACCAGGGAUAAAAUAUAACAUGGGAUUCCAGCAACCAAAAAAACAGGACUGUGUCUCCAGCAAUAACCAGGACAGAAGAUUAAGAAAUAAUACAGCAGACAGAGCAGCCACAGUUAAGCAGAGCAAUUCAUUAGAGCCAUCUGAAAGUGUGCCCACCAAGCUUCAAAGCACGGACAGAAGGCAGAGCACCGUCAUGUUUGCUAUGAAAGAUCAACAGAAAGGUGAAGAAAUUAAUUCCAUCAAGCUCCAUAAACGCAGGAGGAGGUUUAUAAUUAAAAAGAGCCCAAUUCUGAUUUCCAUGAACAGCUCCAUUCUCAACCUGCCCACACUUAAAUACGAGGAUAGAAACAACAGCAAGUGGAAAAGUCUCUAUCAGAUCCAGGGAGAAAGGAAGCGGAUUAUGAGGGAAACUUGUUCAAAAUACAAGAGUAAUAACAGAAGAAUAAUCACUCCUUAUCAUGUGUCUAGAAUAUUUGUAGAAGACAAAUACAGAGUUUUAUACUGUGAAGUACCAAAAGCCGGCUGCUCUAACUGGAAGCGGGUGCUGAUGGUGCUGAACGGGCUGGCCUCCUCCACCAAGGACAUCCAGCACAACACCGUGCACUACGGGAACUACCUGAAACGGCUGGAUGGCUUUGACCACAAGGGAAUUUAUCACAGGCUCAACACUUACACAAAGAUGCUGUUUAUUCGUGAGCCUUUUGAAAAGCUGGUAUCUGCCUUUCGGGACAAGUUUGAACAUCCAAAUAACUACUACCACCCGGUGUUUGGGAAAGCCAUCAUCUCCAGAUACCGGCUCAAUGCCACCAAAGAAGCAUUAAGGACAGGCUCUGGAGUCAAGUUUAAAGAGUUCAUUCAGUAUCUCCUGGAUGUGCACAGGCCUGUGGGUAUGGAUAUACACUGGGAUCAUGUCAAUAGGCUUUGCAGCCCGUGUUUAAUAGACUACGACUUCGUUGGGAAAUUUGAAAGUAUGGAAGAAGAUGCAAACUUUUUCUUGCACUUAAUAGGAGCUCCACAAAAUUUAACUUUCCCCAAGUUUAAAGAUCGUCACUCCAAUGAAGAAAGAACUACCACUAAAAUUACACAACAGUAUUUUGCACAGCUUUCUCCUUCUCAACGACAACAAAGCUAUGACUUUUACUAUAUGGAUUACUUGAUGUUCAACUACUCAAAACCUUUUGAAGAUUUAUAUUAAUUUGAGAGCCUGGAUAUUUCCACGUUCAUAUCA
Molecule: messenger RNA, 1498 nt
Organism: Parus major (Great Tit)
Lineage: Eukaryota; Metazoa; Chordata; Aves; Passeriformes; Paridae
Gene: CHST8
Product: carbohydrate sulfotransferase 8
Exons: 4
Coding region: 167-1465 (432 amino acids)
Biological process (GO): carbohydrate biosynthetic process; proteoglycan biosynthetic process
Cellular component (GO): membrane
Molecular function (GO): sulfotransferase activity
Source: RefSeq, a predicted model, not a curated record